AUGUCUGGCGGCAGUUCGUACGCAGGCAGCAGCGCACGAACGACUCUCGGGACGGACGAGGACGUCCAGAGCGACGCGGACAGCUUCUCAGAGCGGCGCAGUCGGCGGAACGAACGCAUGAAUGGCGGUCAGGGCUAUGGCAAGGCUCGACGUGUUCCGCCUGGACUGGGAGGACAAGGUGAGAGUGAGGGAGAGUACGACGAGGGUUGGAGGACGGGCUUGGACGUCGAGGAGGAGGAAAUUCGGCUACUCGGGCAGGACUCUACGACGCGAUCUCCCCCCUCUUCCGCCGCGAAAAAACGCCGUCUCUCGGUUUCGCGAUUGCUCCACCUCUCUUCGCCUCCUUCCUCAAAACCUCGCACCAUCCCCUUCAAUGAUGCGCCCUCUAAGCGCAAGAAGUUGUCAUUCGCGCCCAAUCUCGUCAAGAACCAGAAGUACAACGUCGCGACGUUCCUCCCGCUCGUCCUCUACGAGCAGUUCAAGUUCUUCUACAACCUCUACUUCUUGCUCGUCGCCCUCUCGCAGUUUGUCCCGGCACUCCGCAUCGGCUUCCUCGCGACCUACAUCGUCCCCCUCGCCUUCGUUCUCGCCGUUACGAUCGGCAAAGAGGCGUUCGACGACUACAAGCGCUACCUGCGAGACCGAGCUGCCAAUUCCGCCCUCUACAGCCGUCUCGUCCCGCAUUCCGCCUCGACCCCUCAUUCGCACCAUGCCUCGUCUUCCACGCCCUCUACCGCGCCUCUGAAACCGACGCCGUCGUCAAAUCUCCGCGUCGGCGAUCUCGUCUUCCUCGAGAAGAACGACCGAGUUCCAGCCGACAUCCUCCUUCUCCGUACCUCCGACCCGAGCGGCACUUGCUUUGUCCGCACCGAUCAGCUGGACGGCGAGACGGACUGGAAGUUGCGCGUCGCUGUCGAACGCACGCAGGCGCUGCAGAGCGACGCCGACUUGCUCGAGAUCGAGGGCGACGUCUACGCGGACCCGCCGACGAAGGACAUCCAUACCUUCGUCGGGACCCUCACCCUUCGCUCAAUCCCGGCAUCGCGACGAGAAGCAGGAGCGGAUGGUGCAGGCGACGCACAUCAGGAGGAGGAGGAGGAUCUCGUCGCGGCUCAUCCGGUCGAGCCUUUGACGGCCGAGAACAUGCUUUGGGCGAACACGGUCCUCGCAGCCGGCAACGCCGUCGGUAUCAUCGUCUACACCGGCCGCGAGACUCGCGCCGUCAUGAACACGAGCCAGCCGGGCACGAAGGUCGGUCUGCUCGACCACGAAAUCAACCGCCUCGCCAAAAUCCUCUGCGCCGUCACCUUUGCGCUCUCCGUCAUCCUCGUCGCUCUCAACGGCUUCAGGGGGCAUUGGUGGGUGUAUGUGUUCCGGUUCCUCAUCCUCUUCUCGAGCAUCAUCCCGAUCUCGCUUCGCGUCAAUCUCGACAUGGGCAAGACCGUCUACGCUCACCAGAUCAUGCACGACCCGGAAAUCCCGGACACCAUCGUCCGCACCUCGACGCUGCCCGAAGAACUCGGUCGGAUCGAGUACCUUCUGAGCGACAAGACGGGCACGCUCACGCAGAACGAAAUGGAGCUCAAGAAGCUGCACCUCGGAACGAUGAGCUACGGCGUGGACUCGAUGGACGAGGUUGCGCACCAACUCGCGACGGCGCUUGGCGAGAGCAAGACGAACGCCGGCCCGCAACUCGCGACGGGCGUCACCCUCGCGACUCGAGGUCGCCGCGACAUGAGCUCGAGGGUCAAGGACGUCGCUCUGGCUCUCGGAUUGUGCCACAACGUCACGCCCGUCGUCGACGAGUCAGACGGAUCAAUCACCUAUCAAGCCUCAUCUCCCGACGAAGUCGCCAUCGUCCGCUUCACCGAGUCGAUCGGCCUCACCCUCGCCGCCCGCGACCGCACGUCAAUCACCCUCCGCACGUCCGCCGGCGCGACUCUCUCUUACGACGUUCUCGAAAUCUUCCCCUUCACGUCCGAGUCGAAGCGGAUGGGCAUCGUCGUCCGCGACCGUCAGACGGGCGAGAUUGUCUUCUACCAGAAGGGCGCCGACGUCGUCAUGGCGCGGAUUGUCGCCUACAACGACUGGCUGGAGGAAGAGUGCGGCAACAUUGCUCGCGAGGGCUUGCGGACGCUCGUUAUGGCGCGCAAGCGUCUCAGCGAGGAGACGUGGCGCGAGUUCGAGGAGGCGUACCGUGACGCGCGCGUCAGCCUGGGCGACCGCAACGCUGCGAGCGCGCGAGUCAUCGACGACUUCCUCGAGCACGAUCUCGAGCUACUCGGCGUUACCGGCGUCGAGGACAAGCUUCAGGACGACGUCAAGAUGACGAUUGAGCUGCUGCGGAACGCCGGCAUCAAGAUCUGGAUGCUCACGGGCGACAAGAUCGAGACGGCGACUUGCAUCGCCAUUUCGACGAAGCUCGUCUCGCGUGGCCAGUACAUUCACCAGAUCGCGAAGCUCAAGUCUCCGGCUCAGGCUCGCGACGAGCUCGAGUUCCUGCAGAGUAAGCUCGACUGCUGCCUCGUCAUUGAUGGCGAGUCGCUUCAGCUUUGCAUCGAGCACUUCCGACAAGACUUCAUCCAGCUUUCAACUCAGCUCUCGGCGGUCGUCGCAUGCCGCUGCUCGCCGACGCAGAAGGCGGACGUCGCUCGACUGAUCCGGGCACACACGAAGAAGCGGGUCUGCUGCAUCGGAGACGGAGGAAACGACGUCUCGAUGAUUCAGGCGGCCGAUGUCGGCGUCGGCAUCGUCGGCAAGGAGGGCCGACAAGCGUCGCUCGCCGCCGAUUUUUCCGUCAACCAGUUCAGCUACCUCACGAAGCUCCUCGUCUGGCAUGGCCGCAACUCGUACAAGCGUAGCGCCAAGCUCGCACAGUUCGUCAUCCACCGCGGCCUGAUCAUCUCGGUCAUUCAGGCCGUCUUCUCUUCUGUCUUCUACUUCUCGCCCAUCGCCAUCUACCAAGGGUGGCUCAUGGUCGGCUAUGCGACGGCCUACACGAUGCUGCCCGUCUUCUCGCUCGUCCUCGACCGUGACGUCAACGAGGAUGUCGCGCUGCUGUACCCGGAGCUGUACAAGGAGUUGACAAAGGGCCGCAGUCUCUCGUACAAGACGUUCUUCACUUGGCUCAUGAUCUCGCUGUAUCAAGGUGGCGCCAUCAUGCUUCUCUCGCUCGUCCUCUUCGAAUCCGAGUUCCUCAACAUCGUGUCGAUCUCGUUCUCGGCGCUCGUCGUCAACGAGCUGGCGAUGGUCGCGGUGGAGAUCACGACUUGGCACCUCGCGAUGGUCGUCAGCGAGGUUCUGACGCUUGCGCUCUACGUCGUCUCGAUCCUCUUCCUUCCCGAGUAUUUCGACCUCUCCUUCGUCUCGUCGCCAAGCUUCCUUUCGAAAGUCGCCCUCAUCGUCGCCAUCUCCGUCUUCCCGCUCUUCGUCAUCAAGUACUUGAAGAGCAAACUGGCACCGACCGCGUAUGCGAAGCUGCGGGAUUUCUGA
Messenger RNA from Rhodotorula toruloides NP11, 3492 nucleotides. RefSeq names its product phospholipid-translocating ATPase. The transcript has 15 exons. Gene Ontology annotation, biological process: endocytosis; retrograde vesicle-mediated transport, Golgi to endoplasmic reticulum; phospholipid translocation. The coding region runs from base 1 to 3492 and encodes 1163 amino acids. The record is from RefSeq and is a predicted model, not a curated record. Gene Ontology annotation, molecular function: magnesium ion binding; ATPase-coupled intramembrane lipid carrier activity; ATP binding. NCBI's taxonomy places the organism in Eukaryota, Fungi, Basidiomycota, Microbotryomycetes, Sporidiobolales, Sporidiobolaceae. Gene Ontology annotation, cellular component: endosome; trans-Golgi network; plasma membrane.